Rhipicephalus sanguineus (brown dog tick) is the source of this 3040-nucleotide messenger RNA. RefSeq names its product N-alpha-acetyltransferase 35, NatC auxiliary subunit-like (gene Naa35). Gene Ontology annotation, cellular component: NatC complex. Gene Ontology annotation, biological process: N-terminal peptidyl-methionine acetylation. Lineage: Eukaryota; Metazoa; Arthropoda; Arachnida; Ixodida; Ixodidae. The record is from RefSeq and is a predicted model, not a curated record.
AGCGCCAUCGAGAGCGUUAUCAUCUAAAAUGGCUGACGAGGAGAAUUCGUUUCUAGACAGUGGCCGAGAGAACGCACUUUUGUGCAAAAAUGAUCCGCCAGCACCAACCUACUGCUGGAAAGACAUCACGAAGGAGUUCAGAGAAGCCACGAGGGAGCUUGAACUUGGUGAGCUCGUCCACGACGACAUGUUCACGCUGUUCGAAGCCAUGUCGGCGAUUGAGAUGAUGGAUCCGAAAAUGGACGCUGGAAUGAUGUGUAACUUUGGCAACAAGAAAGUGAUGAAUUUUGACCAAGCUGUGAGUGCGGGUGCCCUUAAGAUAGCGGAUCUGAGCCCGGCGGAACACAUCGGCAUAAUCGACUCGACACUUGCCUGCCUCGUAACUUGGCUGGAGGGCCACUCUCUGGCACAGACCGUGUUCACUAACCUCUACUUGCACAAACCACACCAAGUCGAAGACAAGGUGAUGAAGGCUUUUUCGGUUUGUGUCCUCAAAAUGGUCGACAUGAUUAAAAACUUCGUCACCAAGGCUGCCGUAUUCGAGGAAGAAGACUUCCAACCAGUAGUGUAUGGGUUCAAAUUGGCCUGGGAUGUCACUGAAGUCCGGGCUGCAGGAAUGAUGAAAGAGAUCGAAGACGAACUCUCCAAAAAGGUUAAGGCUACCAGGGCAAAGCUCGGGGAGGAACUCGACUCGACGCAACUGGCCUGCCACGAAGAGGCCGUGGCUGUUUACUCGAGAAUCAAAUUCUGCCGUUUCUUCCAGCAGGCACUGAUCGUUUUCAACAAGAAGGGAAGUGAUGGCGUCGAAGAAGUGGAGCGCCUUCUCCAGCAAUGCCUCGAGGUGCUGCCCGUUCUGCGGCGCACCAUCGCCCUAGGCGUGCAGCCCGACCCCAAUGCGGAAGGAACCAACCGCGCUGACUACCCGACGGUGAUGGGAUUCGAGCCGUUGGUUAACCAGAGGCUACUUCCCCCGACUUUUCCCCGUUACACGAAAAUAAAGCCACGCGAGGACACCAUGGAAUACCUGGAAGCCUUGAUUGGUCGGCUGCGUCAUGUUUGCCGAAUCGUGGACUGCUCAUCAUUUCACUCUGCCAUCGACUUCCUUGGAGAGUUUAGCAAGACCUGGCCGUGCGUUCUGUCGAGGUCCGUGGUCCAGCUUUUGUACUUGCCCUGCCCAGGCAAGGUUCUUGGCAACCUGACCAUGGUGGACGUCCUCAAGGAGUCAGUCCGUGCUUUCAUCCGACCACCUGUGCUAUCACAGCGAGGCAACAAUGCCCUCGGUAACCAUCCGCAUGCCCGUGAGCUUGUUGAUGCUUUCCUCAACCACUGCGUGCGGCCCUUCACCUCCAUGGUGCACAUCAGUGGCCACAACAGGGCACGUCAGCGUGACAAGUUGACGCACCUCCUGGAGGAACUUGCUGUGCUGCAGGAUGAAGCGGAUCGCCUGGACACAGUGCUGCACAGCAUCUCACUCAAGAUGGAGUCGUCGUUGCCCCACCAGCCACAACAGCAGUUGGCAUGCUUCACCACUUGGGUAUUGCACCACGUCCUGCGCACCAUGAUUCGCUAUCUUCUUUCAGGCUUUGAGCUUGAACUGUACUCUGCACAUGAAUAUGGCUACAUCUACUGGUAUUUGUACGAGUUCCUAUAUGGCUGGAUGAUCUCGGCACUUUCACGUGCUGAUGCAUUCCUGAUGGAACAGGAAGCACGUGCUGAACAGCAGCGUACUGGGCGACCUGUAAAGAAAGGCAAACGCCGCAAGAAGCCCUGUCCCCACAGCCGUGAAAUUUUCAUAAGCCAAGCAUACCAAAAUCUAUGUGGUGGCUAUUACAAGACCCUGGCAGGCUUCACACUAGACGGCAAGCUCCGGAGGCCAUGCCCAGAGUUUGACAAGGAAAAGGUGCGCUAUGAACAUCGUUUUGCACCCUUCAAUAGCAUCCUGACACCGCCUCCUGUACAGUACGGCCAGUACAAGGAGAUGACUGACCCAUACAAGUAUCAGCCACCUCCAACACCAGAGGACAUGUACUUGGCAGCCUGCAAGUGCUUCCAAAAUGCACGCAUGUUGCUCGACAAUGUGCCUGACCUCAGCAGUGAACUGACUAGUGUAAUGAAAGUGGCUAAGACAAACUUUGUUGUGGUGAAACUUCUGCUCAGUGGCCACAAGAAGGAUUCUACAAUGCUGCCAGAAUUUGACUUCAGCCAGCACAAGAACUUUCCCAUUAUCAGAAUUUGAAUGACAGCAUUAUACACAUUGCAUUUUUGAUACCAAUGCAAUUCACAGCUCUUCCAUGCUAAAGGGUUGCUGCUCAUCAUCAAUAUUGCUCAGGUCUGUAGUGAGUUCAGCAAAAAUUGGAAUGUUGUUUGUAGUGGUACUGUCACUUUUACAGUGGAAAAGUGGCACUUCCUGUUGACAUCAUGAGUGCACUUUCAGACCAUUAUCGUAGUGAUUUUGGGCUACAAGCAAUACCUGCUUUAAAAGCAAUUGCAACAGACUUGCUUUGUUACAGAUUAACUAUUCAAGAAAAGCAUGAACAAAGUUUGGAGUUGUUAAACUAUCAAGAGAUAAAGCUGAGCAUUGCCAAGUACUUAGUCAUGACCUUGCACUCAAGUAAGACAUUUGGCGUUAUUUGAGCUUUAUCUUAAACUAUUAAUGACAUGAUAUAUUUUACUGUUUGUUUUUUGCAUUGGAUAAAGGUCCUGUCCCACAAAACCAUAGGAAAAAAUGUAUAUGACAGGCUUGGAGCACCUUUAGUAAUUUGCAACUUGCUUUUUUUGUAGCCAUUUCAGUGUUACUUCCCUAGUGUGCCAUUACACAGCAGGUUGUUACAUGUGAGCAGAACAGGGGCCAGAUGUGCUGCUGUAUUGGGCUGUCCAAAGAGUAGCAACAUGGGAGACAACCCAGAGAACUGCUACAAUGCUGUGAUGUCCUGCUCCCACAUGACCGUCUUCCGUUCCUAGCAUCACACGACAUACCACAUCUUGGAAGAGUUAUUUGAAUGAAUCAUCCAGGCCGCUCUGAUUCUUGCCAGUAUUUUCU